This is a messenger RNA of Arachis duranensis, 541 nucleotides long. RefSeq names its product CASP-like protein 2B1. NCBI's taxonomy places the organism in Eukaryota, Viridiplantae, Streptophyta, Magnoliopsida, Fabales, Fabaceae. The transcript has 2 exons. The coding region runs from base 27 to 401 and encodes 124 amino acids. The record is from RefSeq and is a predicted model, not a curated record.
UUUUGCAUUGUUAGUGUCUAGAGAAAAUGAGUUAUUUGGGUGUAGGUUUUAGUCCUGGAACAGUUCUAGCGUACCAUAGCACAAACCUGAAAUUGUUCGAUAAGAGGAUCAAGAUAGCUGAGUUGGUAUUAAGGUUUAUGAUUCUUGGUCUUGGAGUUGUUGUAGCUGUUCUUAUUAGAACUGAUUCACAAGUAAAGGUGUUUUUCUCCUUUGAGAAGGAAGCUAAAUUCACUGAUGUUAAGGCUCUGGUAUUCUUGGUUGUUGCGAAUGGUUUGGCUGCUGGAUACUCUUUGAUUCAAGGACUCCGUUGUGUUGUGAGUUUGGUUAGGGAAAGUGUUCUCUUCAACAAGCCUUUAGCUUGGGCCAUUUUCUCUGUUGAUCAGGUAUCCUUUUAUAUUUGAAAGAUCACAUCCUACUUUUUUUUGUUGUCUUAUACAUUGUGGUCAAAACACAAGAUUAUCAAGAUUCUUGCAUCAACAUCUUGCUUUUUCCUCGAGCAUUUUGUUGCCAUGUUGAUUAAUAUCACUUAUUUUUUAUAAAU